Archocentrus centrarchus (flier cichlid) is the source of this 2722-nucleotide messenger RNA. Its product is annotated as hsp70-Hsp90 organizing protein 1. NCBI's taxonomy places the organism in Eukaryota, Metazoa, Chordata, Actinopteri, Cichliformes, Cichlidae. The record is from RefSeq and is a predicted model, not a curated record. Bases 121 to 2118 code for a protein of 665 amino acids. The transcript has 18 exons. Gene Ontology annotation, molecular function: metal ion binding; protein binding; RNA binding.
GAGGAAGCGCAGAAGCAGGACAAGUAGGAAGCAGGGAUCAUUGUACUGUAGAAUUUGCUUAUGCGGAGACGCGUAUAAACACAGCGGCUGGACGACACUUCAGAGACAUAAGUUUAUAGCAUGCAAAGGAAAAUUGUUAAAGGUGGGACGGCCGUACCCAGAAUUCGAGAAAACUCGAGGCUGAUGCGGACACACGAAUCGAUGGUAGAUUACCUGAGUGGACGCGAUUCUUCGGGCUCUUUCCUGAACGCCAUCGGGCCUGCCCUUUUUGGGUUCAAUUUCCCCUUGGAGAAUGACAUCAUUUAUUCAGAUGACGAUGAUGACGAUGAUGAUCGUUUUUAUCCGCGCAGGACUGCCAGCAGGACUUUAGAACCACAUCCACAAAUAAAACAGCUCACUGAUGAGGAGGCUGAUAAAAUUGCAAAGGAAUUAAUAGAGGAAGAGGAACGGCGUAAGGAGAAAACUAAGAAGAACAAGCGUAAAAAAAUGCGUAAAAAAGAAAAGAAGCGACUCGAAAAGGAGAAUGCAGUAGUUAAAGAUGGUUCACCUGAUGAAGAACAAGGCAAGUCAGACUCCUCGGAAAAAGAAGACGACGACAACACUAUAAUUGAAAGUAAUGCAGAAACAACUGAAUCUUCACAAACUGAUAACAAUCAAAAGGCAAUUGAGGCAGCUGGAUGUGAGGAGAGCAGUGCUAAUACUGCAGAAAAAAGUCUUAUGAAGAUGAAAGAGACCGAAGAAGAGAGCCAAAAGGAUUUGGAUUUAAAUAAUUCAUAUGAUUCUUCUGCUAAAUUGGUGCCUGAGGAAACGUGGAUCCAGAAUCCUAAAAAAGGAAGAACAAAGGAGGAAAGUAAAUUACUUGCUGUUCAACAGCCUGAAGAGGAAAAGCCAGAAAUUGCUGAGAAGCCUGAUGUUAGAAAGAAAGAGAAACCUGAAACCAAUAAACAGAAAUCAGUGGCUCCCAUAGCAGAGGAGUAUGCAAAGAGAAGCAUCGAUCUUGCCAAUAUAGGAAAUCGUUUGGCUGCCUCUGGGCAGUAUGAGAAGGCAGUGAAUUGUUUCACUGAAGCUAUUAAAUUCAACCCAAAGGAAUUUAAGUUAUUUGGAAAUCGGUCCCUCUGUUUUGAACGACUGCAGCAGUAUGAAAGUGCUCUGAGGGAUGCUGACCUCGCACUCUCCAUGGAACCAAACUGGAUAAAAGGUUUAUUUAGGAAAGGAAAAGCUCUCUGUGGCCUCAAGAGAUACUACGAAGCCUCGCUGAUCUACAAAGAGGUCCUGAAGCUGGAAAGUACAAGUGCCGAAGCUGCACAGGAGCUGAAACGAGCACAGACUUUGCACCUCAUGGAAAUGGGCUUCAGCUGGGCACAGAGCUCCGAGGCCCUGAAAACUCACGGCACAUUAGAGGAAGCUGUGGAGGCUCUGUUUUCCAGUGAGGUUAACACAGGUCCUGGAGUUUGUACAGCUCAUGCAACCAGUAGAGACCAAGCAGACCAGCCAGCAGAUGAUGAUGAUGAUGAUAAUGAUGAUGAUGAUGAUGAUGAUGAUGAUGAUAGCAAUGAUGAUGUGGGCGAGUGGACUGUCCUACAAACAGGCCGCCCUCGAACGCAGCAGGCGAGAGAAUCUGAUGCGUUGGGCCAAAGCAGAGUGAAGUCUCAGUCGCCGACCCCUCGCCCCAGGAGUGCUGUAAAACCAGCGCUUUUCCCUGUUUGGACUGGAUUAUUGGCCCCGACUGUCACCUAUGUAAAACUCCACGAGCUCUUUAGCAGAGCUGGGACCGUCUACAGCAUCAAGAUGCUGCUGGAGCAGCAGUGUGCCUUUGUGAACUACACCAGAAAGGAGGACUGUGAUAAAGCUAUCCAGUGUAUUAAUGGAAUUAUUUUCGAGGGGGCUCCGCUGACGGUGCGAUACCCCUACAAAAUCCACCCCGAGCUCGGUGUGUCCAAAUCAGCAGCUACUGACCGCUGCCCACGCCCCAGCACCUACAAGAAGGAGUGCUUUUUCUGGAGGACAACAGGAUGUACGAGGCAGGACUGCACCUUCAGACACGUCCCAGAGCACAAGAACAUUGACAGGGACAAAUUCACCAGCAGGCUGGGACUGCAUGCAGCAAAUCAAAAAUGAUCACACAAACGUAUAAACGACGACAACAAAAAGAGUUUGGAAUUGAAUUUUUGGGAAUUCUGUGCAUCACCAUGACUGUAUGUGUCCAAAUGAGACAUCAGUCUAUAUAGUGCUGCAGUUAUUGUAAUUAUUCAUGUGCCUUCUUAGGGUUGCAUAUAAAAUGUGCCUCUAGCACUAAGCACUCGUUGGCAAUGGGGUGUUGUUGGGAAUUGUUGAUUCCAUCUGGUUAUAGAUUUGACUUUUAGUUUGUUGUGUUUUCAUUAUUUAAAUUAGAUUUAACAGAUUUUUCUGUUGGUUUGAACACUAGGUGGCAGCAUUAUAUUUAGCUCUGAACUUUAGGGCUGCAAACUCUUUGCUUUCGUUUUAAAGGCUGUGAUUCCUGCAUGGUUAUUUUACUGGCACAUUUAAUGUGCUGCGUUUCAUUUUGUAAAUGUCUUAUUGCUGGGCAGCAGUUUGUGUGUGAGUGUGUGUGUGUGUGGACUGAUCAACGGUUGGAUUCUGUUGGUAUGAACAUUAAAAGGUUUGUGUUGCCCCUUCUGUGGGAGAAUUUGUUUAAGUAUAGUUAUGUUUGUAUAGGAGCAUUGUUGUAAAAAAAAAAAAAAAA